Prosopis cineraria is the source of this 746-nucleotide messenger RNA. RefSeq lists its product as uncharacterized. The record is from RefSeq and is a predicted model, not a curated record. Gene Ontology annotation, cellular component: endosome; plasma membrane; clathrin vesicle coat. Gene Ontology annotation, biological process: endocytosis. The transcript has 4 exons. NCBI's taxonomy places the organism in Eukaryota, Viridiplantae, Streptophyta, Magnoliopsida, Fabales, Fabaceae. Bases 94 to 720 code for a protein of 208 amino acids. Gene Ontology annotation, molecular function: phospholipid binding; clathrin binding.
AUUAAUUUUGUUUAGCCUGGAUAAUGUAUAGUUAUCAUAAAAACCAGUUUCUUUGUGUGAACACAAAUUGUGGAGUUUAUUUUUAGUAGCACAAUGGGAACUCCAUUCCUUGAGCAAAUCAAGAAGCAGACAUCGUCAUUUCUACAAGAAAAGUACAAAGUUGCCCGCUUGAAAUUUACUGAUGUUACUGAAGCUGAACUGCUGGCUGAGGAGGCAACAAAUAAGGAUCCAUGUAGCCCAGAUGCCAAAACAAUGACAAGAAUUGCUGAAGCGUCCUUUGAGGUGGAUGAUUACUGGAGAAUUGUUGAUGUUCUUCACCAAAGAUUGGGGUGCUUUAACACUGACGACUGGAGGCGAUCUUACAAAGCACUGGUUCUACUUGAAUUCUUGCUAACCCAUGGCCCAGAGGACUUUGCUGUUGAGUUUCAAUGUGAUUCUGAAGUCAUUGAGGAAGUCGGAAGCUUUACCCACAUUGAUGAAAGAGGGUUUAAUUGGGGAGCAAGAAUGCAGAAAAUAUCUGACCAAAUACUGAAGCUGUUGCAAGGUGGACCAACACUACGAGAAGCACGCUUAAAGGCUCUGAAAAUAACGAAUGAAAUCCAAGGCUUUGGAAGUUCAGAGUACUCUCCAUCAGCAUCAAGUAGUUCAUCUUCCUCUGAACCACAUUCUGCCUCUUCUUUCUCCAUUCUCUUCUUCAACCACCACUCCGACUUCCUUUGACUCCAUUGCUGACCUCAAUAAGAAUC